Molecule: messenger RNA, 501 nt
Organism: Darwinula stevensoni
Lineage: Eukaryota; Metazoa; Arthropoda; Ostracoda; Podocopida; Darwinulidae
Source: the annotation of a GenBank genome assembly
AUGGGACUUGAUGAUGAUGAAGAUUCAGAGUCAGAAGGAUCUGGAGUGGGGUCAUUUGAGCCCCCAGAACAUGAGGAAACCAAAGGGCAACAUCCCUGGGGAAAACCAACUCCCUGGGACACACCCACUGAUGGACAUGAGAUCCACUUUGAAUAUGAGCCUGAGUCACCAGUGGAAAAGAAGAAGGAAGAUGAUGCAAACAAUCUCAUCCCAGAUGUUCAACCACCAAAAGAGACUCCACAGAAUCCCCCUCAUGAUAACAAUCAGCUGGGGAAUGAUGUCCAUAUCAUGGGAAGAGGAGAGCGUCAAGUCUCAUUCUUUGCUCAGCCUGGAAUCCUGGCAGCUAUCAUUGGAGGGGCAGUGGUAGGACUCCUGUGCACAACACUGUUGGUCAUGUUCAUUGUGUAUCGCAUGCGGAAGAUGGAUGAGGGCAGCUAUCCUCUUGAUGAGCCUCGCAAGUCUCCACCAACCAUCAAACCCUCCCCAGAGUUCUAUGCUUGA